Molecule: messenger RNA, 2705 nt
Organism: Canis lupus familiaris (dog)
Lineage: Eukaryota; Metazoa; Chordata; Mammalia; Carnivora; Canidae
Gene: SPNS2
Product: sphingolipid transporter 2
Exons: 14
Coding region: 209-1942 (577 amino acids)
Biological process (GO): sphingosine-1-phosphate receptor signaling pathway; transmembrane transport; lipid transport
Cellular component (GO): membrane
Molecular function (GO): transmembrane transporter activity; sphingolipid intramembrane carrier activity
Source: RefSeq, a predicted model, not a curated record
CUGGUUUGCUGCAGUCAGGCUUGACCUGGGCGCGGGUCAGUUGUCACCGUCCGCCGGGCACCCCCUCCUUGCGCUACUUCUGUGCUUACAUCACACACGCAGCCACUGAGCGGCGUCCAGGAAGGUCGCGCGAGCCUCAAGGUCUCUGCUGAAACGUCACCCUUUCUGACCCUUGUACCUGGAAUCCUCAGUGUUCAUCUGCAGCUUUAUGGUGGCUGCCCCCAUCUUUGGCUACCUGGGUGACCGCUUCAACAGGAAGGUGAUCCUCAGCUGCGGCAUCUUCUUCUGGUCGGCUGUCACCUUCUCCAGCUCCUUCAUCCCCCAGCAGCACUUCUGGCUGCUGGUGCUGUCGCGGGGGCUGGUGGGCAUCGGCGAGGCCAGCUACUCCACCAUCGCGCCCACCAUCAUCGGCGACCUCUUCACCAAGAACACGCGCACGCUCAUGCUUUCCGUGUUUUACUUUGCCAUCCCGCUGGGCAGCGGCCUGGGCUACAUCACAGGCUCCAGCGUCAAGCAGGCAGCCGGAGAUUGGCACUGGGCCCUGCGGGUGUCCCCCAUCGUGGGCAUGAUCACAGGAACGCUCAUCCUCAUCCUGGUCCCAGCCACGAGGAGGGGCCCUGCAGACCAGCUAGGGGGGCAGCUGAAGGUGCGCACCUCGUGGCUCCGUGACAUGAAGGCCCUGAUCCGCAACCGCAGCUACGUCUUCUCCUCCUUGGCCACGUCGGCCGUGUCCUUCGCCACAGGGGCUCUGGGCAUGUGGAUCCCCCUGUACCUGCACCGCGCGCAGGUCGUGCAGAAGUCGGCGGAGACCUGCAGCAGCCCGCCGUGCGGGGCCAGGGACAGCCUCAUCUUCGGAGCCAUCACCUGCUUUACUGGCUUCCUGGGCGUGGUCACGGGGGCAGGAGCCACGCGCUGGUGCCGCCUGCGGACUCAGCGGGCUGACCCGCUGGUGUGCGCCGUGGGCAUGCUGGGCUCUGCCAUCUUCAUCUGCCUCAUUUUCGUGGCUGCCAAGAGUAGCAUCGUGGGCGCCUACAUCUGCAUCUUUGUUGGGGAGACGCUGCUGUUUUCUAAUUGGGCCAUCACGGCAGACAUCCUCAUGUACGUGGUCAUCCCCACGCGAAGGGCCACGGCCGUCGCCCUGCAGAGCUUCACCUCUCACCUGCUGGGGGACGCGGGGAGCCCCUACCUCAUCGGCUUUAUCUCGGACCUGAUCCGCCAGAGCACCAAGGACUCCCCACUCUGGGAGUUCCUGAGCCUGGGCUACGCCCUCAUGCUCUGCCCCUUCGUGGUGGUCCUGGGCGGCAUGUUCUUCCUGGCCACGGCCCUCUUCUUCCUGGGCGACCGCGCCAAGGCCGAGCAGCAGGCUCUCCCACCUUCCCCUGGGGCUGACGAGGUCCCUGCCCGGCACGUCCGGCCAGCCGGCACCCGAGAUGCGAUGCGCCAGAUCAGUGCCCGGGCCCGGCCGCCGCUGAUCCGCCACCUUGACCCCCGCCCGUCUCUCCCCCAGGGUGAACCAGCUGGUGAUGCCGCCCGCCUCCAUCAAAGUCUGAGGCCGUGCCUAUGGGCCGGCGAGGAACCCUCACUGUCCUACUCGGGAGGCAUCUCACGGCAUCCCAGCCCUGCGGGGCAGUCUCAAAGCCACUUGUGCGACCCGAGGCCAGGCACCCACCCUCUCUGGUCUGGGCCUGGGCAGUGGCCGUGGCUGCACCAGGUCGUGGCCUCACCCGGCGUGGAAGGCUGUGUGUGGGGGAGCCACGCAGUCAGACAGACGCCCAGCCCUGGGGCCAGACUGCAGGGUGCAUGGCACCUAUGGCGAAAGCAGCCCCCAGUGGGUGUGUGGGGCACACCCAGCCUGUUGCCACGUGAUGGGGUCCUGGGCAAGCCUCCAGCCUCCCCAGGCUGUGGGGCCGGACAGCUGGACUUUCCCACAUGGCAGCUCUGAAGACCUGCAGCUCCUGGACUGGAGGGGUCUGGGCCUCAGGUCCUGGCCUCUGACCCUGGGGUAGACUCAGCCCUACCGGGUUGUGCACCACUUCCCUCAGGACACUUGUCCCCGCGGAUGCUAGGCCGCUGCCUGGACUGGCUCUCCGCCUGUGGGGGAGCUGACAUCACCAGGGGUGAAGGCCCUGGUGGCACCCCCCCCCGCCCCCUGUGGGGCCCUAACCAUGGCAGGGCCCAGGUGACUAUUCCCAGAAGCCACAGGGCAGCCGCAGCCAGCAUCCUCACGACCAGAGGAAGCAGCCACCCCACGAAGCUUCCUGUCCUGCCAACGGCCAGGGGUGGAACCCGAGGUCAAGGCUAUGCUCCACAUGGCUGUGGUGCUCCCAUGCACUCCCCCACCCCUCAGUGCCCUGCGCCCCCUCCCCCCACCGGCUGAAAUCGAGGUGGCCGGCAGGAGUCCAGGGCAGACCAGACACUCCCCGCGGUUAGUGGCUGGCGCGGCUUCUGUGUGCACGCUGGCGGGACAUUCGCUCCUCUCUGAGCUCUGGGGCGCCUGCAAGGGGGACCCCACCCCGGCCUCCACUGGGGCCCCAGCAAUGUAUUCUUGUUGUACAAGAACCAGGUCCAGGUGUUGUCUCCUCUUCCUUCCGGAAGCCAAACUGCUCCUUUAUUUUUUAGAGCUGCUGAUUGUGAAUCUCAGAAUCUUAAGAGAGAAGCCAAAUAUAUUCCUCUUGUAAACGAAGGAAUAAACCUACUUAAAUCGC